UCACGUUUGCACUGCUGGCUCUGGAAGGCACGUUCUGCAGGGAUGUCAAAGAUUGAGAAGAUGAGCAUCCUCGGAGUGAGGAGUUUCGGGGUCGAGGAUAAAGACAAACAGAUCAUCACUUUUUUUAAUCCCUUAACUAUUUUGGUGGGGCCAAAUGGUGCUGGGAAAACGACUAUCAUUGAAUGUCUUAAAUAUAUAUCCACUGGUGAUUUUCCUCCUGGCACCAAAGGCAACUCGUUUGUUCACGACCCAAAGGUUGCCAAUGAAACAGAUGUCAGAGCUCAGAUCCGGUUGCAGUUCCGGGAUGUCAACGGGGAGCUCAUGGCUGUCCAGAGAUCCAUGGUCUGUACCCAGAAAGGCAAGAAAACAGAAUUUAAAACACUGGAAGGUGUCAUUACUAGAACAAAGCAUGGUGAGAAGGUCAGCCUCAGCUCCAAGUGUGCAGAGAUCGAUCGGGAGAUGAUCAGUGCCCUUGGGGUUUCCAAAUCAGUGAUUAACAAUGUCAUUUUCUGCCACCAAGAAGAAUCCAACUGGCCACUGAGUGAAGGGAAGGCCCUGAAACAAAAAUUUGAUGAGAUUUUUUCAGCGACAAGGUAUAUUAAAGCACUGGAAACUCUCCGUCAGGUACGGCAGAAGCAAGGCUUGAGGGUCAAGGAGUGUCAGACAGAACUGAAGUAUCUAAAGCAGAAUAAGGAAAAGGCACAGGAAAUCCAGGAUCAUCUUAGCAACAGAGAGGCUCAGCUGGCUGCUUCUAAGGAGAAUGUAAAAUCAAUUGAGAGUCAACUUGAUCCUCUACAGAGCACUCUGGAAGCAGUGGAACAGAAUCUCACAAAAGUAAUGAGGUUAGACAAUGAGGUGAAAGCCCUGGAGAGCAGGAAGAAGCAGAUGGAGAAAGAUAAUCAAGAUUUGCAACAGAAGAUGGAAAAGGUUUUUCAAGGAACAGAUGAACAGCUGAGAGAUAGAUAUGAGAACCACCAGAGGACAGUGAAGGAGAAGGAGAGGAGAUUAUCAGACUGCAGACGUGAGUUGGACAGAGCCACUAAGGAAUGCCAGAGAUUUAACAGUGAGAAAUCAGAACUACUUAUUGAACGAGGUCGCCUCCAGCUGCAGGCAGAUCGUCACCAGGAGCACAUCACCACCAGGGAUUCCUUAGUGCAGGCUUUGGCAGCACAGCUGGAAUUUGAUGGGUUUGAGCGAGCACCUUUUAAUGACAGGCACAUCACCAGCUUUCACAGGCUGCUGAAGGAGAGGCAGGACAGAGAUGCAGAAGCUGCAAACCGUUUAAUGAGAGAAUUUGAACGAAAAGAAGCAAUGAAACAAAAGCAGAUAGAUGAAAUAAGAGACAAGAAAACAGGAUUAGAACGAACCAUUGACCUGAAAGCAGACAUUCAAAACAAGAAACAAGAUGAGCUGAAGAAUGUAAAAUAUGAAUUGCAGCAGUUGGAGGGGUUUUCAGACAGAAUUCUGGAGCUGAAUCAGGAGAUUGUCACCACAGAACAUGAGCUGGAGAAGGCUGAGAAGAACAGCAGUGUGGAAGCACUGGAACUGGAAGUGCAAACUCUGCAGAAUGAGAAAAUAAACCUGGACAAAGCUCUGAGGAAGCUGGAUCAAGAGAUGGAACAGCUGAAUCUACAUACCCAGACAAUUACCCAAGUGGAGAUGCUGAAGAGAAACAAAGCAGAAAAAGAAGAGCAGAUCAGAAAAACAAAAUCAAGACAUUCUGAUGAACUGACAUCACUCUUGGGAUACUUCCCAAAUAAAAACCAACUAGAAGACUGGCUUCAUGGUAAAAACAGAAAGAUUAAUCAGACAAGGGAUAAUCUUGCUGGCCUGAACAAACGUCUGGCGUCCGUGGAGUGUCACAGAACUUAUGUCAGCACUGAGCUCAGGAGGAAAGAAGAGCAGUUGUCCCUUAAUGAAGAAAGACUUCUGGAUGUUUGUGGAAGCCAGGAUUUCGAGAGUGAUCUGAGCAAACUUCAGGAUGAAAUUGAGAAGAGCUCAAAGCAGCGAGCUGUGCUUGCUGGAGCCACUGCAGUUUAUUCCCAGUUCAUUACCCAGAUGACAGAGGAGAACCAGUCAUGCUGUCCCGUGUGUCAGAGGGUUUUUCAGACAGAGGCUGAGCUGCAAGAUGUAAUUAGUGACCUGCAGUCUAAGCUGCGUCUUGCUCCAGACAAACUGAAGUCAACAGAGUCUGAGCUUAAAAGAAAAGAGAAAAAACGGGAUGAAAUGAUGAGUCUCAAACCACUUAGGCAAACUGUAGUUGAACUCCAGGAGAGGGACAUCCCAGACUUGAGGAACAAGCUACAGAGUGCCAACAGGGAAUUAACAGCCCUGAAGAGUGAGAUAGAAGAACAGGAAUCCCUCUUGCAGACAGCUUUGUCUGAGGAGAAGGGUGCCAAGGCAUGUUUACAGGAUGUAACACUAAUGGAGAGAUACCAGGCUGAUAUUAGGGAUGAUGAACGAAAAAUUGCUCAGCAGGAGGCAAAGCUGCUGGGGGUUGAUUUGACUAGAACUGUUCUGCAAGUAAGCCAAGAAAAACAGGAGAAAAAACACUUGUGGGAUACAGUUACUGGUAAAAUCGAGUUAAACCAAAAACUCAAGCAAGACCAGCAGAGUCAGAUCCAGCAGCUAAAAAGUGCAGUUAAUGAGCUCAAAGCAGAGAAACUUCAGAUUUCCAGCAAAAUGCAGCGGCGCCAACAACUGGAGGAACAAACAGUGGAAUUAACCACUGAAGUUCAGGCCUUAUACAGGGAGAUCAAGGAAGCGAAAGAACAGGUAUUUCCUUUGGAUGCAACUUUAGAAAAACUGCAGCAGGAGAAGGAGGAUCUAAUGAAUAAAAAGACUGCAAGUAAUAAGGAAACACAAGAGAAGAUAAAUGGCAUAAAAGAGAAAGUUAAAGAUAUAAACAAGUAUGUGAAAGAGAUUGAAAACUACAUUCAACAAGGAAAAGAAGAGUAUAAAAAGCAAAAGGAGUCUGAACUUGAUGAAGUGAAUUCUCAGUUAGCUGCCUGUGAGAGACAGAAGGAGAAGAUAAGUAAAGAGAUGGAAAUGAUUCGACAAGACAUCGACACCCAAAAGGUCCAGGAGAGGUGGCUGCAGGACAACCUGACCCUGAGGCAGCGGAACGAAGAGCUGAAAGGGGUUGAAGACAAAAUCAAACACUUCAUGAAGGAAAUGGGAGAGAUGAAAGUUCCACAAAUGAAAAAUGAAAAAAAGCACUUAGAGGAGCAAAUAGAAUCCCUGAAAAGAAACCAUCAUGUUGCACUUGGCCGGCAACGGGGGUUUGAGGAAGAGAUUCUCCGGUUUAAAAAGGAGCUUCGAGACUCCCAGUUCAAAGAUGCAGAGGAGAAAUACAGGGAGAUGAUGAUUGUCAUGAGAACCACAGAGCUGGCAAACAAAGAUCUGGACCUUUAUUACAAGGCUCUUGAUAAAGCAAUAAUGACAUUUCACAGCAUGAAGAUGGAAGAAAUCAAUAAAAUCAUUCGUGACCUUUGGCGAAGUACCUACAGAGGACAAGAUAUUGAAUAUAUAGAAAUUCGUUCAGAUGCAGAUGAGAAUGUCUCAGCCUCUGAUAAAAGAAGAAGUUACAAUUACAGAGUAGUCAUGAUCAAGGGGGACACAGCACUGGACAUGCGAGGGAGGUGCAGUGCUGGGCAGAAGGUUCUUGCUUCUCUCAUCAUCCGUCUGGCUCUAGCAGAAACAUUCUGUCUCAACUGUGGCAUUUUGGCCCUGGACGAGCCAACCACCAACCUGGAUCGCGAGAACAUCGAGUCUCUCGCACAUGCCCUGGUGGAGAUAAUAAAAAGCCGCUCCCAGCAGCGUAACUUUCAGCUUCUGGUGAUAACUCAUGAUGAGGAUUUUGUUGAACUUCUGGGCCGUUCUGAAUACGUGGAAACGUUCUACAGGAUAAAGAAGAACAUUGACCAGUGCUCUGAGAUCAUGAAAUGCAGCGUCAGCUCCCUGGGCUCCUAUGUCCAUUAG
Messenger RNA from Chaetura pelagica (chimney swift), 3981 nucleotides. RefSeq names its product RAD50 homolog (S. cerevisiae) (gene RAD50). Gene Ontology annotation, cellular component: Mre11 complex; condensed nuclear chromosome; nucleus. The record is from RefSeq and is a predicted model, not a curated record. Gene Ontology annotation, molecular function: single-stranded telomeric DNA binding; ATP hydrolysis activity; double-stranded telomeric DNA binding. Gene Ontology annotation, biological process: telomere maintenance via recombination; double-strand break repair; chromosome organization involved in meiotic cell cycle. The transcript is spliced from 25 exons. The coding region runs from base 43 to 3981 and encodes 1312 amino acids. Lineage: Eukaryota; Metazoa; Chordata; Aves; Apodiformes; Apodidae.